GGACGUCCCUAUAGAUCCCACAGCCCGUCCCCUAGAGAAUAGCCCCUAUAGAAUGUCCCCUAUGGGCUAUCCCCUAUAGAAUACCCCUGUAGGUUGCCCCUAUAGACCCCGCAGAGGCAGUGGCGGGCGCUGCCGGCCUCGCAGCUCCCCUCCCGCCCUCCCCUACGGCCGCUAUAGGGUGCGCGUAGGGCCCCGUCCCGCCCCGCCCAGCCCGGCCGGGGGAGGCGGUGCCGCCGCCGCCGCCGGGACUACGGCUCCCGGCCUGCCCUGCCCUGCCAUGGCGGAGAUCCGCGUGUUCCCCCUCUCCUGCGCCGUGCAGAACUACUCCUGGGGCAAGGUGGGGCUGGAGAGCGAGGUGGCCAAGCUGGUUGCCACCAGCGACCCCCUGGUCCAGAUCCAGCCCGACCAGCCCUACGCCGAGCUCUGGAUGGGUGCCCACCCCCGGGGCGACGCCGUCAUCCGGGAUAACCGCAUCCCCCAAAAGACGCUGGGGCAGUGGAUCGCCGACAACCCCGCCUGCCUGGGAGCGAAGGUGAAGGACGCCUUCCAGGGACGCCUGCCCUUCCUCUUCAAGGUGCUCUCGGUCAACACUGCCCUCUCCAUCCAGGCGCACCCCAACAAGGAGCUGGCAGCAAAGCUGCACACACAGUUCCCUGAGCACUACCCCGAUGACAACCACAAGCCCGAAAUGGCCAUCGCUCUCACCCCCUUCGAGGGCUUGUGCGGCUUUCGGCCAGUGGAGGAGAUCGUCUCCUUCCUCCAGACCGUCCCCGAGCUGCGGGCGCUGAUCGGGGAGGUGGCGGCGGAGCAGCUGGAGCGCAGCGGGAGCGAUGACCCCCGGGGCGUCUCGGCCGCCCUCCGCGUCUGCUUCACCCGCCUGAUGAAAAGCGAGAAGAAGUUCUUUGUCGACCAGCUGAACAUGCUGGUGAAGAGGAUCUCCCAGGAAGCAGCGGAAGGGAAGGACACGUCAGGGAGCAACGGGGACCUGCUGCUGCGCCUGCACUCCCAGUACCCAGGGGACAUCGGCUGCUUCACCAUUUAUUUCCUCAACCUGGUGAGGCUGGAGCCGGGGGAGGCCAUGUUCCUGGGAGCCAACGAGCCUCACGCCUACCUGCAGGGAGACUGCGUGGAGUGCAUGGCAUGCUCGGAUAACACAGUGCGGGCCGGGCUCACCCCCAAAUUCAUCGACGUCCUCACCUUGUGCGAGAUGCUCAACUACACGCCAGCACCCAGCAGCUCCAAGAUCUUCCCGGCCACGCAGAGCCAGCUCGACCCCAGCGUCUACCUCUACGACCCACCCGUGCCAGACUUUGCCAUCAUGAGGAUAGAGAUCCCCGCCUCCAUCAAGCUGUACCUUGUCUCUGCCGUGGACUCUGCCAGCAUCUUGCUGGUGAUCCAAGGGACGGCCGUGGGCACCUCCACAGCCGCAGCCUCCGAAAUGACUCUGCGUCGUGGCUCCGUCCUCUUCAUCUCCGCCAACGAGAGCAUCUCCCUCCACCUUGCCUCGCCAGACGGGAUGCUGCUUUUCCGAGCCUGCUGCCUCCUCUGAGCGGCACCUGGGACGCUUCCCCCCACCUCCAUCACUCCACGUUUGAGUAGAUAGAAACUGGCCUGGGCAAAGUCACCUCGCUUGGAAGUUUCCCCUCCAUCCGUUAAACCCUCCCAAAACCAGCCCGCGCCUCAGGUAUAGAAAGAGCAAUUCCACGAAUCGACUCCUUGGAUGUGGCACAGAGGAAGAGCAUCUCCACUCAUUAGCCACAGAGCAUCAUCCCCUUUUGGGUGCUGCUAACGCCCUAUGGCGACUCCUUUUAUUUUGGGGUUUCCCCCCUUUUCCUUCCCACUGGAAAGCAGCAGGGAGGCCUGAUGUCUGCACCCCCAGGUCUCAAACAUGUUUGUCCAGCUUCUAGGAGCUGCUGCUACCCCCACUGAGAAUGUGAUGCCAAGAUUUUCUGCUGCUCCUGGGCAUCUGGUGGGCUCUUCCUGAGCCUGGCCCGAUGGCCAUCAGUCCUCUGAGCCGUGUCACCCCUUCCCUGGCUGUAAAAAAAGGGGUGAUGGAGCCGGAGAGCCUCCGGUGCUGUGAAUAAAGUGGUGGCUUUGUCCUCGG
Molecule: messenger RNA, 2104 nt
Organism: Chroicocephalus ridibundus (black-headed gull)
Lineage: Eukaryota; Metazoa; Chordata; Aves; Charadriiformes; Laridae
Gene: MPI
Product: mannose phosphate isomerase
Exons: 8
Coding region: 278-1549 (423 amino acids)
Biological process (GO): carbohydrate metabolic process; GDP-mannose biosynthetic process
Cellular component (GO): cytosol
Molecular function (GO): zinc ion binding; mannose-6-phosphate isomerase activity
Source: RefSeq, a predicted model, not a curated record